This is a messenger RNA of Pelmatolapia mariae (spotted tilapia), 1371 nucleotides long. RefSeq names its product endonuclease domain-containing 1 protein-like. Gene Ontology annotation, molecular function: hydrolase activity; metal ion binding; nucleic acid binding. The record is from RefSeq and is a predicted model, not a curated record. NCBI's taxonomy places the organism in Eukaryota, Metazoa, Chordata, Actinopteri, Cichliformes, Cichlidae. The transcript is spliced from 6 exons. The coding region runs from base 280 to 1143 and encodes 287 amino acids.
UUCAGAGCGAACAGCGGUGUGACUGAAACGGUGUGUAACGCAGGUAAACGGAACUUUAUUCUGUUUCCGGUCUGUCCGCGUGUCUGCUCGCACUGAAACACGCGGACCGGAGACGUUGCCGUGCGCUGUUUGAAGGCGGAAGUUGGAAACCGGGAGUUCCGGGUCAUAUUUCCACUUUAAAGCCGGAGAAGCCUGGAAACACCGACGAUGGAAGCCGCUUCCGGAUGAUGCGCCAGAGCGGAAGUGUUACUCACACGGAGGAUAUCAGACUUAUCCAGCAUGCAGAGCUCGGUGACCGUGUGCUUCCUCCUCCUCGUCUUUCCCGUCAACGCACACGUCGUGGAAAACUUUGAGGGGUGCAAGAAAUACUUUUACAACGGGCAUGUGCCAAAGUGGACUCCCAAUAAUCACGUCCACAUCUGCCAGAAGUUUAAGAACAGCUACCACUUUGCCACCCUGUACGACACCACCAACCGCAUUCCCGUCUACUCUGCUUACAUAGUUGAGGACGGCAAAAAAUCAGAUCACAGAUGGAUGGUGGAGCCUCAGCUGGUAAAACAGGAGUUUGAAGAGGAGAUGAUGACACAGGAUUCACUGAUUUACAAACAUCCUACACUAAACCUUGAUGAAAUAGGAACGAGGCAGGCAACAGACGAGGACUACAAUAAACUUCCUAAUGGUUACAGCCGAGGUCACCUCAACCCCAACUCGCACCAUGCAGGUGAUGCUUCCAAAGCCACUAUGACCCUGACCAACAUAGUUCCCCAAAAACAAUCACUGAACGAAAAGAAGUGGAGUCAACAUGAGGCAGAACUCAAAGCUUUGGCCAAAGGUAACUCCGUCUACGUUCUGGUUGGUGCGAUUCCAUCAGAAGGAAACUGGAUCAAAAGAGAUAACCAGCCAGGUGUCAACAUCCCAGACUACAUGUGGGUCGCCCACUGCUACUGUGACAAGACAUCUUGUAAGAGUGGGGGUGCCACAGCUAAGAAUUUUGAGAACAAGAUCUACGAGUGCACCCUGUCACAGCUUCAAGCCUUUCUUGAAAAACACAACCAAGCUGCAGGUCAGCUGUUUGACAACAACUGCUAUGUGGAGCAGGCUGCAGGUGCGACUGCAGCAGCAGGAAAUCCUUGUGACAUAUAAUCCAGAAAUACUCAGGAGAUCACUGAUCUCUGCAGAGUCACGCAGCUCGUCCUUUCCUCAGCACUGCACACAUGAACUCAUGUAAACAGUUACUGUGAUCUUAACUGUGUCGCACAAAUGUCAGCACAUGUUUAUGGUGCAGGUGAACACAUUCCCGUCAUGCUUACAGGCUGCUUUACUCUGAGAGCGGCUUCACUGCAGCUUGUUGCUUAUUAAAAUCUGAUGAAA